Brachypodium distachyon (stiff brome) is the source of this 1602-nucleotide messenger RNA. Its product is annotated as UDP-glucosyltransferase UGT13248. NCBI's taxonomy places the organism in Eukaryota, Viridiplantae, Streptophyta, Magnoliopsida, Poales, Poaceae. The transcript is spliced from 3 exons. The record is from RefSeq and is a predicted model, not a curated record. The coding region runs from base 25 to 1437 and encodes 470 amino acids. Gene Ontology annotation, molecular function: UDP-glycosyltransferase activity.
CCGAAAGCCAAGCACAACAGAAACAUGGAGAGCGUGAACACUUCUCCCCACUCUUCCGACCAUGAAGGCGGCGGCGGCGGCGGCGCGCACGUCCUCCUGGUGCCGCUGCCGGCGCAGGGCCACAUGAACCCGAUGCUGCAAUUCGGCCGCCGCCUCGCGUACCACGGCCUCCGCCCGACCCUCGCCGCCACGCGCUACGUGCUCUCCACAGGCCCACCCCCGGGCGCUCCCUUCCGCGUGGCCGCCUUCUCCGACGGCUUCGACGCCGGCGGCAUGGCCUCCUGCGCCGACCCCGUCGAGUACUGCCGGAAGUUCGAGGCCGUGGGGUCAUCCACCCUGGCGCAGGCCAUCGAGUCCGAGACCGCGGCGGGGCGAGCCCCCACCGUGCUCGUUUACGACCCGCACAUGGCCUGGGUGCCCCGCGUAGCGCGCGCCGCCGGCGUGCCCGUCGCCGCCUUCAUGUCGCAGUCCUGCGCCGUGGACCUGGUCUACGGGGAGGCCUGGGCCGGGCGGGCCCCGCUGCCGAUGGCCGACGGGAGCGCCCUGAAGCGGCGCGGGAUCGUCAGCAUUGACCUCGCCGCGGAGGACUUGUCGCCGUUCGUCGUCUCGCCGGAGAUCUACCCCAAGUACCUCGACGUGUCGAUCCGGCAGUUCGAGGCUCUCGAUGAUGCCGAUGACGUCUUCGUCAACUCCUUCCGCGAUCUGGAACCACUGGAAGCAGAGUACAUGGAGAAGAGAUGGCGCGCCAAGACGGUCGGCCCGACGCUGCCGUCCUUCUUCCUCGGCGACGACCGCCUGCCGUCCAACAAGGCCUACGGCGUCAACUUCUUCAGCGCCACGGCGCCGUGCAUGGCAUGGCUGGACAGGCAGCCCGCUCGCUCAGUCGUCCUCGCAUCCUACGGGACCGUCUACAACCUUGAGUCCAUGGAGCUUGAUGAGCUUGGAAAUGGACUGUGCGACUCCGGCAAGCCAUUUCUCUGGGUUGUCAGGUCCAGCGAGGCAGAAAAGCUAUCUGAACAACUCCUUGGCAGAUGCAAGGAGAAGGGACUAAUUGUGCCUUGGUGUCCUCAGCUUGACGUCCUGGCUCAUAAUGCCAUAGGUUGUUUCUUGACGCACUGUGGAUGGAACUCGACGACGGAAGCAAUCGUUGCCGGCGUGCCGAUGGUGGCAAUGCCACGGUCAGCCGACCAGCCAACCACAGCAAAGUACGUGGAGAGCGCAUGGGGGAUCGGCGUGCGGGUGCGCGCUGACGAGAAAGGCUUGGUGAAGAGGGCCGAGGUGGAAGGGUGCAUCAAGAAAGUGAUGGACGGGGAGAUGAAAGAUGAGUUCCGUGGAAACGCGGCUGAGUGGAUGAGGAAGGCCAAGGAGGCAAUGCAGGAGGGAGGAAGCUCUGACAAGAACAUUGCUGAAUUUGCAGCCAAGUAUUUGGAGAGGUAGACUAGUUCAGGUCAAAUUAUGAGAGCUUAAUUAAUUAGCUGGUGACCACAAUUGGAGAUCAUCCCGCAGGUGAUCACCAGUCACCACUACAUCUACAUACAUGUAAAAUUCCAAAUGUUAUAAAUUUGUAAUAGUGCAUUUCGAAUUAUUAAUUGCUUAUAAAUC